GACUGGCGCUAGAAACGCCGAGGUCAGACACGCCCCCUACCGUCUGGGAGAGGGGAGGGCAGCCGCGACUCGGCAGGGCCCGGCGCGUGGACACCCGGAUGGCGGGGCCGGAGGACGCGGGUUUGCAACCGAGGCUGGAGGACAGGAUCUAGAGAGGUGGCCGCGCCGCGCCGCGCCGCCCCGCUGGGUGUCAACGAGGAGCGACGGGAGCGCCCGAGGGGCCUGCACGUGAUCCGGCUCAAAACCAGGUACCGUCGGCACGCGUCCGCUCCCCUCCCAGGCCGCGGUAAAGAGACGCUCCGGAGUGACUGUCCCACUUCACUGCCACCAAAGCGGACGGUGACUCCGCUUAGGGCUGGACUUCGCCAACUUCACCGGCUGUCCACUUUAAAGACGAAGAUCAGAACAAGAACCCACGCUCGCCGUCCCUUCCUGGAGCCCCCAGACCGUGGGGAACUACAUAGACAGGAACCGCAGAGCCGCGGUCAGCGGAGAGGAGGGCUGCCGGGGUAGCGGACCGGAAACCGGCGUCUCCUCCCCGCCCCCCGAACCAGCUUCCGCCCGCCUGCUGCUGCUCUGGCCUUUUAAGGCAGGCAGACCGCAGCACAGCCGGGGGAAGGCUUGUGCGCUUGCGCAGCGCGGGUUGUCUCCGGGAAGUGAUUCUUUUUGCAUGACAGGUCUCAAGAGAGAGCUAGACUCAGAAGAAAUGGCCUUGGUACCUUAUGAGGAGAACUCAGAAAUAGGGCUCCAGAAAUUUCACAAACCCCUCACCACCUUCUCUUUUGCAAACCACACCAUCCAGAUCCGUCAGGACUGGAGGCAACUGGGAGUCGCAGCAGUGGUUUGGGAUGCGGCCAUCGUUCUUUCCACGUAUCUGGAGAUGGGUGCUGUGGAGCUCAGGGGCUGCUCUGCUGUGGAGCUGGGUGCUGGCACAGGGCUGGUGGGCAUAGUGGCUGCCUUGCUGGGUGCUCAUGUGACUAUCACAGACCGAAAAGUAACAUUAGAAUUUCUUAAGUCAAAUGUUGAAGCAAACUUACCUCUCCAUAUCCAACCCAAGGUUAUUAUUAAGGAGCUGACUUGGGGACAAAAUUUGGAAAGUUUUUCCCCUGGAGAAUUUGAUCUCAUACUUGGAGCUGAUGUUAUAUACUUGGAAGAUACCUUCACAGACCUUCUUCGAACACUGGAACAUCUCUGUAGCAACCACUCGGUGAUUCUUUUAGCUUGCCGAAUUCGCUAUGAACGGGAUAGUAACUUCUUAACGAUGCUGGAGAGGCAAUUUACUGUGAGUAAGGUUCACUACGAUCCUGAGAAGGAUGUGCACAUUUACAAAGCACAGAAGAGAAGAAACCAGAGGGAGGACUUGUAGUGGCAUUAUUUUCUAACUCAGUGUGUCAGUUAAGGUCGUACAGCUAGAACUCUAACCAUGUUAAUAGCAUGGCAGACUGCAAGGCCAUUCAACCAGAGCUGCUCAAGGAACAAAGCACACGUGUGCUUUGUAGACAGAUUGAUGCCUUGUCCCAUUGCUGUAAAUGCCAGACAUGAUUCGCUCACUGCUGAGCAAUAAAUGUGCAAGUUUG
Psammomys obesus (fat sand rat) is the source of this 1577-nucleotide messenger RNA. It is a transcript of the gene Mettl21a, whose product is annotated as methyltransferase 21A, HSPA lysine. NCBI's taxonomy places the organism in Eukaryota, Metazoa, Chordata, Mammalia, Rodentia, Muridae. Gene Ontology annotation, molecular function: protein-lysine N-methyltransferase activity. Gene Ontology annotation, biological process: peptidyl-lysine methylation. Gene Ontology annotation, cellular component: cytosol; cytoplasm. The transcript has 4 exons. The record is from RefSeq and is a predicted model, not a curated record. The coding region runs from base 671 to 1366 and encodes 231 amino acids.